UUGUCUGUGUCGUUGACCAUGAUGGUUUGCUUUGGGAUGGGAUUCUUGCAACAACCGCUGAUACGAACAUUUUAUCUCAUUUCCUCACCAUCAAGGAAGACUUGUUGUUUUGGUCGUGAAAAGCAAACGUUGAAGCAUUCGUUUCGCGUCUUUCCUUGUAUUCAACAAGUUUAUCCUGUGAAGGUUGUUCGUCUUUGGGUGGUUUGUCAAGACAAGAGUGAAUUUUCUCAACAAGAUAUUGGCCAACGGCAAGAGUCACAAGAAUUUUCUGAAACUCAGUCUAUCUCAAUAGAAGAAGCAAAUAGCUUGUCAGAAAAGGAACCUUAUCCCGGGUAUUACCGGGAUAUGGAACAACUGGGUUUGAAACCACAACCUCAAAAAGAUGAUGGUCUUAAAGUUGGUGGUGCCAAAUCAUUGUAUCGAGCAGAUGGUACCCCUUAUGCUCCUUGGUUAAUUGGAAAAGUGAUGGAGGAUCCCAGACCUUUAACAUCGAGAAAGAAGCCCAGUGCUUCAGGAAGACUAGCAGCAGAUCCUCAGUUACAAGAAAUUGCAGGAGUGGGUCUUAAGGCCAGGAUUUUGGGAGAUGAAGUUGAACUCGUUUGGAGUACAGACAAGGAAGAAAAUAAUAUUGGCUUUGUGGUUCAACGUAGAAGAGGUGGUACCGAAGACUUUCAGGUUAUCGCUGAUUACAAGACCGAUCCUAGCUUGAAAAGUAAAGGUUCAUCAGGCGGAAACUAUUCAUUUAUUGAUUCUUCUGCUUCUCCUGGUACUUGGAUUUAUCGUAUUUCUGAUGUCAACGCACAAGGUGAAACCAACGAUCUUUGUCAAACACUAGUUGAAAUCAGUAGCAAUGAAGACAAACAACGUCAAAAGUUAGCGGUUAUCAUACUUUCUGGUUUAGUCAUAAUACUUUUUGUAGUUGGGUUACUAUUGGAUCCUUUGACCAGAAAAUGAUACAAUAUCUUGUGGGAAACAGAGGGUUUCAAGUAAAUGGAUGUGAAAACUGAACCAUCAAAAGUAAUACAUUUUUCUAUUGAAAAUUUCAUUUUGUGAAU
Galdieria sulphuraria is the source of this 1055-nucleotide messenger RNA. RefSeq lists its product as uncharacterized. The record is from RefSeq and is a predicted model, not a curated record. Bases 22 to 954 code for a protein of 310 amino acids. NCBI's taxonomy places the organism in Eukaryota, Rhodophyta, Bangiophyceae, Galdieriales, Galdieriaceae. The transcript has a single exon.